CCCCGUUCCCCUAAAUAUAUAUGUAUUAUAAAAUAAAAAACCCUAGGCCUAAAAUCUAUCUGUAAAAUCACAAAGAGGGAGAGAGAAAGAAAGUGAGAAAGAAUGGCGGAGCACUUGGCAUCAAUAUUUGGUACGGAAAAAGACAGAGUGAACUGUCCGUUUUAUUUCAAGAUAGGAGCGUGUCGACAUGGCGACAGAUGCUCAAGGCUACACACAAAACCGUCCAUUUCACCAACGCUUUUGUUAUCAAAUAUGUAUCAGCGACCUGAUUCCAUCACUCCUGGUGUUGAUCCUCAGGGCCAUCCCCUUGAUCCUCAUAAAAUCCAAGAUCACUUUGAGGAUUUUUAUGAAGAUUUGUUUGAAGAGCUGAGCAAGUACGGGGAGAUUGAAAGCCUAAACAUAUGUGAUAAUUUGGCUGAUCACAUGGUUGGCAAUGUGUAUGUCCAGUUUAGGGAAGAGGAGCAUGCUGCAACCGCUCUUCAGAAUCUGACUGGAAGGUUUUAUGCAGGUCGCCCUAUCAUCGUGGACUUCUCUCCAGUGACAGAUUUCCGUGAAGCUACAUGUCGGCAGUAUGAAGAAAACGUAUGCAAUCGUGGUGGUUACUGCAACUUCAUGCAUUUAAAAAAGAUCAGCAGAGAGUUGAGGAGAGAGUUAUUCGGGAAAAGCCGAAGGAGGAGAAGUCGAAGCAGGAGCCACAGUCCUCAGAGGCACCGUGGUUAUGAUGAGCGUGGCCGAGGCUCAGGAAGAAGAAGCGGUGACUAUGCAGAUCAUGAUUACCGUCAUCAUGAUAGGAGUGGCAGGAGGCCCAGAAGCAGGAGCCCCGCACGAAGAGGUGGACGUAGCAGAAGUCCUGGUGGAAAGAGAAACCGGAGCCCAGUUAGGGAAGGCAGUGCUGAAAGGAGGGCAAAGAUUGAGCAAUGGAACAGAGAAAGGGAGAAAGCAGAUUCACAACCAAAAAACACCACUGAUAACAAUAUCAAUGAUGGCGGCCUUAAUGAUGGAGGUGUUGCACCGAAUGGAGACCAGUAUUAUGAUCCUCUUCAGCAGCAGCAUCAGCAACAUGAUGAUGGAGGUUAUGAUAACUAGACAAAGUUGCAUCAUAGGGACACAGGGUACAGGUUCACUAGCCAUUUAAUCUAUUUUCUCCCUUUACACCCCUUUAAGGAAGACAGGGAGACGGGAAGAAAGGAUCAUUAGCUGCCAUCGCUAAAACAUAGAGUUAAAUAAAUAAAAAAAUCUAGCCCAAUUUUAGUCCAAUUUAUAUUUCAGGUUGCUGUCAUUUUUGUCAUAAAAAAAUCUUAACCCUUUUAAUAUUUUGAUUGAAAGGUAAACUGUAUAAGUUACCAAUUAGAAGUGAGGGUGUGAAAGAUAACCUGUCGUACACUUGAUGAUUUUGACUUUUUUAUUUUGAUAAACUCAUUGUUCACAAUAUUUCAUACUAUGAAGUUAACUCGAAUCCAAAGAUUUGAAAGCUUCGGGGUUUUUUUAAUGGGGCAAUGGCGAACAGUGUUGGUUACGUAAAAGAGAAAUUGGCCAACAGUUAGUCAUAUUUUAUCCACUUUACCUUAAAAUUAUAUGUCCAUACAUCUAGCCUUUUCUCUUCUCUCGGGUUGAAUAUUUUAUGUCACUUUAGCUCUUUCAGGAGUUUCAUUCGUCAUUCCUUUCUCCCGUUUCAGCUGAAUAUUGCUUUCAGAUUCUCAAAUCUUCUUGACAAAAAUUGGAAGUCUUUUUUUCUUUUCUCUUGGUGAAACCAGAAGUGUUAUAGAAGGGGAAAUGAUAUAUCUAUAUCAAUUUUUUGCCAUCUACAACAAACGUACAUAUUGUACUGCACAGUGUACAACUGUAUAAUGCGUGCAUUGUUGUAUAUGGCAAAAUCUUGUUGUAGAUUUAUCACUCCCCUAUAGUAAUACGUCAACAUACCCUGCUUGAUAUAUCAGUUUUGUAGGAAUGCAAGAAUUAGAUUUUGGGGCUCGGGCAAUUCUUUCCAUGAUAAGUAUAAAGGUUCCUUCUAUUUGAAUACAAGUAUUUAAUGAAGAAAUGUGAUCUUACUUAAUCUACUAGUUUUGCAGGUUCAGGUAUCCCUGCAUCAAGGAUCAGGCCUUAUUUAUUGCAGCUUACAUCUAUUUUUGUAUAUACAGGUUGACUAUCCUCAUCUACAGGGCGAUUAUAUGAAUUCAUAAUGUUACAUGGGGAAGGAACUAAUUGGAAGAUCAUGUGGCAUGAUAAACAUCUAAGGCUGAGUUUUACUUUCGUGUGGCUUUUUCAGUGACGAACCUAUGUUGAACCUAAGUAUUGUAUGUUUUCUUAAAAUAUUAUGGACUUCAGUUUCUGCAGAGAAUGGUGCUUGCACAAUGUAUCAAUCAAUGUAUUUGCACUUUUAGCUUUGUAUGACUUUAAAAUGUUAGCAAGUUUCUUCUGCUCAGCUGGUACUUAUUCAA
Molecule: messenger RNA, 2438 nt
Organism: Erigeron canadensis
Lineage: Eukaryota; Viridiplantae; Streptophyta; Magnoliopsida; Asterales; Asteraceae
Product: splicing factor U2af small subunit B-like
Exons: 6
Coding region: 103-1086 (327 amino acids)
Biological process (GO): mRNA splicing, via spliceosome
Cellular component (GO): U2AF complex; spliceosomal complex
Molecular function (GO): pre-mRNA 3'-splice site binding; metal ion binding
Source: RefSeq, a predicted model, not a curated record